Anopheles arabiensis is the source of this 2163-nucleotide messenger RNA. RefSeq names its product brahma-associated protein of 60 kDa-like. Bases 323 to 1864 code for a protein of 513 amino acids. The transcript has 3 exons. Gene Ontology annotation, cellular component: SWI/SNF complex; nucleus. Gene Ontology annotation, biological process: regulation of transcription by RNA polymerase II. NCBI's taxonomy places the organism in Eukaryota, Metazoa, Arthropoda, Insecta, Diptera, Culicidae. The record is from RefSeq and is a predicted model, not a curated record.
UUACGCGAAAGGUGCCCCCAAAAAUAGUUCAUUGUUUCGCCCGCAGAGCCGUUGCUGUUGCGGUGGCUCUUUCUCGGAAUGUUUGUGUACAUAUAGCCGCCUGCCAUUUUUCGCAGCGCGGUGCCUAUUAGGGUUAUGAUUAGUUUGCGACGCCCGUUUUCCCACUGAUCUGCGUGUUUGAUUGGAGCGCCGAAUGCGAUACCAGUGUUUUCUUACAUGUUGAUUACGAGCUAUGCCAGCGGCGUGCAGCAGCUAUCAACCAGCAGCACAGUCAACCAUCAACCAAGUGCCGUACAGUUAAUUUCACCCCUUACCAAAGAAAAUGGCCCAACGAUUCCCGGCUGCCGGUGGGAUGCCGCAGCGUUACGCUUCACCGAUGGCCAACGCUUCCUUUAUGCGUCCGUACGGUCCGGGAUCCAAUUUCAUGCCAAGAAGCUUUUCUGCUCAGCCACCGAUGGGCGGAGGUGGGCCCCACUCGGCGCCACCAUCGCCCCAGGUGCAGAUGCACCACCAACGCCCAUUGCAGAAUGGCUACCUGGUAGCCAGCGGCAGUGGUGGAAGAGGCUCUGGUGGUGGCGGGGGCAGCAAACGUGGUGGAGACCGUAGUGCUUCCCAUGCCAAACCCUCAUCCGGCAGCGAAUAUCAGGCGAAGAAACGGAAGAAGCUGGCCGACAAGAUACUGGCGCAGAUGGUGCGUGAUCUCGUGCCGGAGUCACAGGCGUACAUGGAUCUGCUCGCGUUCGAGCGCAAGCUGGACGCGACGAUCACGCGCAAGCGGCUCGACAUCCAGGAAACGCUCAAGCGCCCGAUGAAGCAGAAGCGCAAGCUGCGCAUCUUCAUUUCUAACACGUUCUACCCGGCACCGGCGGGGAGCGAUCCGCACCAGCCGCCGGUCGAACCGUCCUGGGAGCUGCGGGUCGAGGGCCGGCUGCUGGAGGAGGCCGGCGGCCGGUCGGAGGCCGGGCCGAAGGUGAAGCGCAAGUUCAGCAGCUUCUUCAAGUCGCUCGUGAUCGAGCUGGACAAGGAGCUGUACGGGCCAGACAACUAUCUGGUCGAGUGGCACCGGACGCACGCGACGCAGGAGACGGACGGGUUUCAGGUGAAGCGCACCGGCGGCCGGAACGUGCGCUGCACCAUACUGCUGCUGCUCGACUAUCAGCCGCUGCAGUUCAAGCUCGAUCCGCGCCUGGCCCGGCUGCUCGGGGUGCACACGCAGACGCGCCCGGUCAUCAUUUCCGCCUUGUGGCAGUACAUCAAGACGCACCGGCUGCAGGAUGCGCACGAGCGCGAGUACAUCGUGUGCGACAAGUAUCUCGAGCAGAUAUUUGCCUGCCAGCGCAUGAAGUUUGCGGAGAUACCGCAGCGGCUGAAUCCGCUGCUCCACCCGCCCGAUCCGAUCGUGAUCAAUCACGUGAUCACGGUCGAGGGCGGUGCCGGCGGCAGUGGUGAAAGCCAGCCCGGUGAGGGCAAGCAGACCGCCUGCUACGACAUCGACGUCGAGGUGGACGACGCGCUCAAGCACCAGAUGAACAGCUUCCUGAUGAACACCGCGAGCCAGCAGGAGAUACAGGCGCUGGAUGCCAAGAUCCACGACACGGUCGAGACGAUCCAGCAGCUGAAGACGAACCGCGAGUUUUACCUGUCCUUCGCCAAAGAGCCGCACACGUUCGUGCACCGGUGGAUCGUGUCGCAGCAGCGCGACCUGAAGACGAUGACGGACGUGGUCGGCAACCCGGAGGAGGAGCGGCGGGCCGAGUUUUACCACCAGCCCUGGACGCAGGAGGCCGUGUCGCGCUACUUCUUCGCGAAGGUCAACCAGAAGCGGGCGGAGCUGGAGCAGACGCUCGGCAUUCGUAACGCGUGAAACUAGGCAGCAAGAAAGAAAGAGAGAGGGAGGGAAAGAAGGAGAUAGAGAGGGCAGAACGGGGACAACCCCAGCCCAGAAAGAUGAACUUGGCAGAAUGCCAGAAUGACCAAACUUACACCCUUUCCACAACGCCCCCUAACCCCCCGAAUUGCGUACAAAUCUCACACCGUGUGCCGGCAAUUAGCAUUAAAACUUACGAAGGAACUGUAUACGUUUAGUAUGAAUUAUGAAAACUUAAGAUGGAAUUGUAAGAUUGCAGAAAUAUAUAUAUACAUAUACACACAUACAUAAAAAAA